Molecule: messenger RNA, 1890 nt
Organism: Solenopsis invicta (red fire ant)
Lineage: Eukaryota; Metazoa; Arthropoda; Insecta; Hymenoptera; Formicidae
Product: C-type lectin domain family 12 member B
Exons: 7
Coding region: 967-1818 (283 amino acids)
Source: RefSeq, a predicted model, not a curated record
AGAAAUUAAAAAAAAAUCACAAAAUUCUGGACGUUUAUACAAAUUUCAAUGAUUAAUCUAUUACUGAAAAAAACCACACACAUUUUAUAUUUGUUACUAUACCUAAUGUUAAAGAAACGUUAAGCAGGAACAUAAAUGAUUAAACUAUCCUUACAUUUUCUGUGGGUGUAUUUCUCAUAAUAUUUUCUUAUAAAAACUAAAUUUUUUUAUAUAUCUCUUUGAUAUCUAAUUAAACGUGUUAUUGUAAUCAGCUUAUCAAAUUCAAUCUGAGUUGAGUCUGCCGAAGAAAGUGACUUGACUUCUAAGGAGGGGAGAAAGUGACCUAGAGAGGUCUGGGCUACGACAUCGUCCUCGAAUCUUUUCUUCUCAGUCUUCCGUAUGAUUGGGUGUGGAAUACUGGGUGUGUGAUACCAAGUGAAAAUAUUUCAUGAGAAAUUAAUUAUUCCGUACUAAUCACGCGAGUGAAGGCAUUUACCUUUUCAUGUAAAUUGUGUGAUUAUUUUCUUGUAAUUCGUAAAGAAAUUUUUUCUCUUUAUUUAAAAUAUUUUACUGUCUUUGUACACAAUUAACAAAUUUUGUACACAUUUUUUUAAAAAUUGAACAAACAGUGUAUUUCUAAUAUGCAUUAAUAAUAUAAACUUUUUAAUAAAAAAGUAAAAAAUUUAAUUGAAUUUUAAUCUAAAGGUUAAUUUGAAUUCAAUCUUGAAAUCUUACAGAACUUCUAUAAAUAUUUAAUUGAAGCUUUCAAUUUUAAUUGAAGAUAUAUUGGAUGUUGUAAUACGUUGCACUACGACGACUUUCCUGGAGAAAGUCAGAGAUACCUUGAACACAUUGAUUGAGGCGAAAAACGGAGCAUCUUUAUUUCGUUUACUUUACAUUUCGCGGAAGGUUGAACGCGCUGGCCUUUCAGUUCCUGUAGCCUCAGAGAUCUCAUCUACACUAUAUUUCUUCUUCGGUCUCGAAACCAUGACGACGAGAAAGAUAGCCGUGCAAUUAUAUUCUUCAGUUACGCUUGUCACGAUGAUAGCAAUUGUUAGUACGGCAUCCGAUGUGCCAUCAUCACCAUCCCAAACAAAUUUAAUAGCUGUUACGACAAAUCAUGGUCCGUGGGCAGAAGUUCUCGAAAAUUGGAUUACUUUUCAAUCCAACAAUUCUCGUGCCUCACGAGUGAUGAAGAUUGAUGAUAAGUUUGUGACAGUGUCGACCAAAAUCCAGAAUACAUCAAAUAAAAGAGAAGUUUCUGAAACCGAUCUUUACCUACUUGGUGCCAUUGAGAAACUAGUAUACAGAAUGGACCAUCUAGAAAAACGAGUAAGAAGAGCAGAAGAAUUAUUAUAUUACGUUAUUGCUGGAAACAAUAAAAUGAAAGAACCUUGUCCUGCCAAUUACACGAGAAUGGGCCAAAACUGCUAUCAUUUCAGUAAUCGUGAUUUCAACUGGAAAUCAUCAGCAAGCCUUUGUCGUGGUAUGGGUGGACACUUGGUCGAAUUCGACACAAUCGAAGAGAGCCAAGACGUAAUCGCGGGUUUAAUGUCGGACGCCAAGUUGAAGGGCAAAAAUUUCUGGACAGGUGGCUUAAAUCCAGGAGUGCUAUGGCUUUGGGCCAGCAGUGGUAGACCAGUUCACCAAGAUACUAAGCAACCCGUCAUUGGUGACGGCAAAUGUCUGAAAUUAACUUUCAACGCAUCGUCGAAAAUUUACUCAUACAGAGGUGAAGAUUGUGGCUCGAGACAAAAAUAUAUUUGCGAAUUGGUCAAUGACGAAUCGGCAAACAUGAUCGAAAGAACAGCACGGUUAUUAAUUCACAAGAAUAAUUAGAUGCCCUUUAAUAGCAGAUAAAAAUAGGAUAUGGUAUAAAAACAAACAUAAAAAAUUAUGUUUAUCUAAUUU